AUGGCGGACCGGGACCCGGUGCCGCUUCCUGCGGAGGUGCGGGCCAAACUGGCCGAGCUGGAGCUGGAGUUAUCCGAGGGUGACAUUACACAGAAGGGCUAUGAGAAGAAGCGGUCCAAGCUGAUUGGAGCCUUUUUCCCACCUGCACCAGGAAUGGAUCCGCCCAUGGGCCAGGAGAGGAGAACCCCGGUCACUCCGUCCUCGUCCUCCCGCUACCACCGCCGGCGGUCUUCUGGCUCCAGAGACGAACGUUACAGAUCAGAUGUGCACACAGAGGCGGUGCAGGCGGCCCUGGCUAAGCACAAAGAGAGGAAGAUGGCGGUGCCGAUGCCUUCGAAGCGGCGGUCGCUGGUGGUCCAGACUUCAAUGGAUGCCUACACCCCACCAGAUACCUCUUCAGGCUCAGAGGGUGAGGGUCAGGGCGACGGCGAUGAGGAGGGAGGAGGUGACGGCGAAGAAGAGGAUGGAGGAGGUGGCGGGGGAACUUCGUCCAGCCGGGAGGGGAGCAUCAGCAUGGAUCACUGGAUAAGCAGGGCCAUCCACGGCACCUCCUCCACCACCACUACCACCUCCUCCACGGCCUCCUCCUCCUCUUCCUCCACACGCAGCGGAGGGAGCGGGGCAGCGGGUGGCAGGCUGGCUGACGUCCUGGCCCAACACGUCCACAUUUCCGCCCACCACCACCUCCGCCACCACCACCGUCACCACCACCACAAGACGGAGAACCACUCUGCCCCUCCAGAUGUCACCGGCUACACCAACAACACCGCCAAUGCGACCACCACCGACGGGAUCCAGGUGGAGAGAGCCCCGGGCGCCGGCACCGCGGCCCAGAGACAGGCGCCCAAGUAUGGUAACGCUGAGCUGAUGGAGACCGGAGAUGGUGUUCCAGUCAGCAGCAGAGUUUCAGCCAAAAUUCAGCAACUCGUCAACACUCUGAAGAGACCCAAGCGGCCGCCGUUAAGAGAGUUCUUUGUUGACGACUUUGAGGAGCUCCUGGAGGUCCAGCAGCCAGAUCCCAAUCAGCCCAAGGCAGAGGGGGCUCAGAUGGUGGCCAUGCAGGGUGAGCAGUUGGGCGUGGUAACCAACUGGCCACCGUCUCUGGAGGCGGCCCUACAGAGGUGGGGCACUAUCUCUCCUAAGGCCCCCUGUCUCACCACCAUGGACACCAACGGCAAGCCGCUCUACGUGCUCACAUACGGAAAACUGUGGUCUAGAAGUGUGAAGGUGGCUUACAAUCUGCUGCACAAAUUGGGAACCAAGCAGGAACCACUUGUCAGGCCUGGAGAUCGGGUGGCGCUGGUCUUCCCAAACAACGACCCUGCAGCCUUUAUGACGGCUUUUUACGGCUGCCUGCUGGCCGAAGUUGUCCCUGUGCCAAUAGAAGUACCACUGACUAAGAAGGAUGCCGGCAGUCAGCAGAUCGGGUUUCUGUUGGGGAGCUGUGGAGUUACAGUGGCUCUGACCAGUGACGCCUGCCAUAAAGGGUUACCCAAGAGUCCCACUGGAGAGAUCCCACAGUUCAAAGGCUGGCCCAAGGUGCUGUGGUUCGUCACAGAAUCCAAACACCUUUCCAAACCUCCCCGAGACUGGUUCCCACAUAUCAAAGACGCUAACCAGGACACUGCCUACAUCGAGUAUAAGACCUGUAAGGACGGCAGCGUCCUCGGUGUGACGGUGAUGAGGAUAGCCAUGCUCACACACUGCCAGGCCCUCACACAGUCCUGCUCAUACACAGAAGCUGAGACCAUAGUGAAUGUAUUAGACUUCAAGAAGGAUGUAGGACUGUGGCACGCUGUCCUGACAAGUGUAAUGAAUAUGAUGCAUGUCAUCAGUAUUCCCUACGCCCUCAUGAAGGUCAACCCUCUGUCCUGGAUCCAAAAAGCCUGCCAGUACAAAGCCAAGGUGGCGUGUGUGAAGUCGCGGGAUAUGCACUGGGCUCUGGUGGCCCACCGGGACCAGCGAGAUGUAAACCUGAGCUCCCUGCGCAUGCUGGUUGUGGCUGACGGUUCAAAUCCCUGGUCGAUCUCAUCCUGUGACGCCUUCCUCAACGUCUUCCAGUCUAAAGGUUUAAAGCCGGAGGUCAUAUGUCCCUGUGCCAGCUCCCCCGAGGCUCUGACUGUAGCUAUAAGGAGACCUGUGGAAGAGGGCAGCACCCCUCCUGGUCGUGGCGUGCUGUCCAUGCAGGGUCUGAGUCAUGGCGUGAUCCGGGUCGACUCAGAGGAGAAGCUGUCUGUCCUCACGCUGCAGGAUGUCGGAUCCGUCAUGCCCGGAGCUAUGAUGUGUGUGGUGAAGCCUGAAGGUGUUCCUCAGCUCUGUAAAACUGAUGAGAUUGGAGAGUUGUGCAUUUGUACUGUUGCCACGGGAACCUCGUACUACGGUCUGUCCGGCAUGACCAAGAACACCUUUGAGGUCUUCCCCACGUCCAACAACGGGGCUCCCAUCAGUGAGUUUCCCUUCACCAGGACCGGCCUGCUGGGAUUCAUCGGACCUGCGGGCCUGAUCUUUGUGGCAGGGAAGAUGGACGGUCUGAUGGUGGUCGGGGGGCGUCGGCACAAUGCUGACGACAUCGUUGCGACGGCGCUUGCCGUGGAGCCCAUGAAGUUUGUCUACAGGGGCAGGAUAGCAGUGUUCUCCAUCACAGUGCUUCAUGAUGAGAGGAUUGUGGUCGUGGCAGAGCAGCGGCCCGACUCCACAGAGGAAGACAGCUUCCAGUGGAUGAGCCGAGUUCUGCAGGCGAUAGACAGCAUCCAUCAGGUGGGGGUGUACUGCCUGGCUCUGGUGCCCUCCAACACUCUGCCCAAGACUCCCCUGGGUGGCAUCCACCUGUCAGAGACCAAGCAGCUCUUCUUGGAGGGGUCGCUGCACCCCUGCAACGUGCUCAUGUGUCCGCACACCUGCGUCACCAACCUGCCCAAACCCCGGCAGAAACAGCCAGAGAUUGGUCCUGCAUCUGUGAUGGUCGGGAAUCUGGUGUCAGGGAAGAGGAUUGCUCAGGCCAGCGGCAGGGAUCUGGGUCAGAUUGAAGACAAUGACCAGGCAAGGAAGUUCCUCUUCCUGUCAGAGGUUUUACAGUGGAGAGCCCAGACCACUCCAGACCACGUCCUGUACACACUGCUCAACUCCAGGGGUACUAUAGCCAGCUCUCUGACUUGUGUUCAGUUGCAUAAGAGGGCAGAGAAGAUCGCCGGCAUGCUGGCUGAACGGGGCCACCUACAGGACGGAGACCACGUCGCACUGGUCUACCCUCCAGGUAUCGACCUCAUUGUGGCGUUUUACGGCUGCCUUUACGCCGGUUGCGUGCCGAUCACAGUGCGACCGCCUCACCCACAGAACAUCGCCACCACGCUGCCCACUGUCAAAAUGAUUGUGGAGGUGAGCCGGUCAGUGUGUGUGAUGACCACACAGCUCAUCUGUAAACUGCUGAGGUCGAAGGAAGCCUCGGCCGCCGUGGAUGUCCGGACCUGGCCCCCUGUCCUGGACACAGAUGAUUUGCCAAAGAAGAAACCCCCUCUGCUGUAUAAACCGUCCAACCCCGACACCCUGGCCUACCUGGACUUCAGUGUCUCCACCACUGGCAUGCUCGCUGGAGUCAAGAUGUCUCACACAGCCACCAGUGCCUUCUGCCGCUCCAUCAAGCUGCAGUGUGAGCUUUACCCGUCCAGAGAGGUCGCCAUCUGCCUGGACCCGUACUGCGGCCUGGGCUUCGUCCUCUGGUGCCUUUGCAGUGUGUACUCAGGUCACCAGUCCAUCCUGAUCCCUCCAUCCGAGCUGGAGGUGAACCCCGCACUCUGGCUGUCGGCCGUCAGUCAGUACAAAGUCCGUGACACUUUCUGCUCCUACAGCGUCAUGGAGCUCUGCACCAAAGGCCUCGGCCUGCAGACAGACUCUCUGAAGUCUCGAGGAUUGGACUUGUCUCGGGUGAGGACCUGUGUGGUUGUAGCAGAGGAGCGUCCCAGGACAGCCCUGACGCAGUCCUUCUCCAAACUCUUUAAGGACCUGGGACUCCACCCUCGAGCCGUCAGCACCUCCUUCGGCUGCAGGGUCAACCUGGCAAUCUGCCUGCAGGGCACCUCAGGACCCGACCCCACGACUGUGUAUGUUGAUAUGAGAGCGCUACGGCAUGACAGGGUCAGACUAGUGGAGAGGGGGUCGCCACACAGCCUGCCACUGAUGGAGUCUGGGAAGAUACUGCCGGGUGUCCGAAUCAUCAUCGCCAACCCAGAAACCAAGGGACCAAUGGGAGAGUCGCAUCUGGGCGAGAUCUGGGUGCACAGCAGCCACAACGCCAGCGGCUACUUCACCGUCUACGGAGACGAGGCGCUGCAGUCGGACCAUUUCAACUCCAGACUCAGCUUCGGAGACACGCAAACAAUCUGGGCUCGAACCGGAUACCUGGGCUUCCUCCGCAGGACCGAACUGACCGACGCCAGCGGAGAGCGCCAUGAUGCCCUGUACGUGGUCGGUGCUCUGGAGGAAGCCAUGGAGCUGAGAGGGAUGCGUUACCACCCCAUCGACAUCGAGACCUCCGUCAUCAGGACGCACAAGAGCAUCACAGAGUGCGCGGUGUUCACGUGGACCAACCUGCUGGUGGUGGUGGUGGAGCUGGACGGCUCAGAGCAGGAGGCCCUGGAUCUGGUCCCUCUGGUCACCAACGUGGUGCUGGAGGAGCACUACCUGAUCGUGGGCGUGGUGGUGGUGGUGGACAUCGGCGUCAUCCCCAUCAAUUCCCGCGGUGAGAAGCAGCGCAUGCACCUGCGCGACGGCUUCCUGGCCGACCAGUUGGACCCCAUCUACGUGGCCUACAACAUGUAGCGCCCCCCAUUGGCCAAUAUGGAGGUGGAUGAAGCAAAGACAGUCUGCUCCUGACUAAAAACAAUAAAACCGGAGUCAAGAGGCCGAGUUUUAGGCACUAGGGGAGAAAUAGUUGACUUUUUUUGCCCUGAAUUUUGUCUCUCUGGCAGCACUUACUCCCAGGCUAUGUACUUCUGCCAGCCAGCUCCCAAAAUCAACGAGGAGGCUCAGCCUGUACAGCUGUACUCAGCCUGAGAGGAAGUGCAGCCGCCCCAAUCCAGAGCAACCAAGUCCCCAUUUGUGCCGAUUGUUUCCCGGAAAGUGGCAAUUGUGCGGCCGGGGCCGGGGCCGGUACAGGACAAUCGUUAACGUAGCAAAGAUUUGUGCUUUUAAAUUGCGUGUGGCUCACUCUGCUUUCCUGUUAAGUAACGUUAUUUGCUGAAGUCGCUUGUUUUUUGUGUGUUGUUUUUUUUUUUUUUUGUCAUUGUUUUUUAACAUGUUCUCGAAAAAGUUUAGGCUAUUUUUUGAAAAGGAUAUUUACACAAAAACAAACCGUGGCAAAAAAUGCUAUUUUACGUUUUUACGAUGUCAACCAUAACAAAAGAGUGAGCUAUGUUUUGAUAGAGGGUGGGGUCUGAAGAGGCGAAUCGCAGCUGUCCUUCAAUUUUAUGAUGAGGUACUACAAGUUUGUUUUGUUAGCUUGCUGUUCUUUUUUAUUUAGCAUUAUUUUCUAAACCGUCCGUCCCAUCUCAGCGGGAAAUCAGUGUGCUAAUUGUCAUAAACUUCAUAAACAGCUGCAGCCUUUAACUCUGUUUAUUUUUGCGUACAAACUUUGCUUCGAACAGAACACACAAAUUCAUAUCAUGUAAGUAUGUACAAAAAGAAACCGAUUUAAUUUAUUUUGUUUCUCUUUUAGAAGUAUAUGACGAGACGUUCAAGAAUGUUUUGCUCUUGAAUAUUUGCUAAUAUAAAAAACAAAAAAGCAUUGUAUUAUCUUGAGUGAAACACACUCGCAACAAGCAUAUUAUGGAAAAUAGAACUAUAUGAUUAUAGAUUAUAUUAAAAGAUGAGUAAAGGGUUCAGCAGUUUGACACAGGAGGCUUUUAAUCUGCACGUUGGUCUGAAAUGUUUCAGUCAGUCAGCUGGAAGAUUAUAAGUGAAGCUUUGAAGAGUUUUAUUCCAGCUUCCAUGUGAAGAGUUCUGAAGCAAAAUGUCCAGUUUGGAGAAAAAAGGUCAAACCUUUACUGACUUAAUCUAAUAGAGGCAUUAGGAUAAGUAAUUCCUUAAAUUAUGAAUAAUUACCUCAAAUGUGUAAUUGGUGCACUCAAUGUUUUUCAUAGCAAGUGCUUUAUUGAAUAAUACACCUAAAAUUGUAUAAUUUGUCCCCUUUCCUCUCCCUUGUGGAGGGCAGCAGUAAGACCUCGCUUCAUUCAGAUUUUUAUUUAAUUUGUUAUAAAUUGGAUCUGGAAAUGUAUAAUAUCCUGACAGUUUUUACAGUAAAACAAACUUUAGCCUGAGUCAAGUUUAAGGGUUUUAAGGCGAUAAGAAAAUGUGAAUGUCAUUUAUUCAGCUUUGCUGACCUCUAGUGGUGACGAGGGGGAACAUUGUAGAGAACAAGUUUGUUUUAAGUGGAUCAGUGCAUCAGAACUCUUCAUAUAACAUGUUUUAUCAGGGAACAAACGUGUUUUCUGACAUUUAAAUCUAAUAAAUUGGAUUAGAGUUUAAUUUCUCUAUAAUUUUUCCAACUGUCCUUACUAGAAUGAAACUCCUUAAUUCAAAACAGACCAACAGCAGUACUGGAUUAUUUUCUUUUAACACCUCCGGCUGGGAAAAGGUGAAUCCUCAUCAAUACCUUUGAGUGUCCUGAAAAUGGCAGGUAGGCGAGCUGCCGCUACUAUUGUAAAUAUCAGAGUCAGAAGUCCUUCAUAUUUUUACAUGGGACGAUCAAUCAGGGCUCAUACAGUGAUGUCACGACAGGAAUAAAGACUGAAACAGGAAGCAGAAGCUGACGGCAUUUUACCAGAGACCCUUUAACUCAUUAAGGAGCUGUGGAGAGGUCAAUGGAAUACGACGUUCAGUCAGUGAAACGUGAUUUGAGGUUGAAGCUUCUUGGCAGAUAAUGUUCUAGUUUCAACACAAGAGGGUUUUUGAAAAGGAAAAAAAAGCACUUUCUUCACUGUUUGUUUCUCUUUUUAUCAGCAAAAUGUACGUCCCCCAGUAUGUUUUUUUUAAGGUUUUAAAAAAUGUCUUAUUUGAGUUGACAUAGUCUUUCAAUUAAAUAAAUAUUUCAACAAUUUUGACAAAA
Molecule: messenger RNA, 7099 nt
Organism: Micropterus salmoides (largemouth bass)
Lineage: Eukaryota; Metazoa; Chordata; Actinopteri; Centrarchiformes; Centrarchidae
Product: disco-interacting protein 2 homolog C
Exons: 37
Coding region: 1-4815 (1604 amino acids)
Source: RefSeq, a predicted model, not a curated record